AUGGUACAUUCUAAGAAAUCUGGUGAUUCUUCUGCAGCACAAAGCUCGCACUCGGAACCCCCAUCCCAACCUCGAGGUUCUGCUCCAAAAAAGAUGGCUGUGAAAAAGUCGUCAUCGACAGUACCUAAACCAGUAAAGUCCGAAACAGCAUCAUAUCGAGCUAGCACACUUGUAAAACAAGUAAAAAAGUCAAAUAGGAAGGAUACAAUCAACCCUGAUCCGUAUGAUGCCGAUAACGAAAAUUAG
Botrytis fragariae is the source of this 246-nucleotide messenger RNA. RefSeq lists its product as uncharacterized. Bases 1 to 246 code for a protein of 81 amino acids. The transcript has a single exon. NCBI's taxonomy places the organism in Eukaryota, Fungi, Ascomycota, Leotiomycetes, Helotiales, Sclerotiniaceae. The record is from RefSeq and is a predicted model, not a curated record.